Messenger RNA from Dendrobium catenatum, 1057 nucleotides. RefSeq names its product RING-H2 finger protein ATL16-like. Gene Ontology annotation, biological process: protein ubiquitination. Bases 69 to 893 code for a protein of 274 amino acids. Gene Ontology annotation, molecular function: transferase activity. The record is from RefSeq and is a predicted model, not a curated record. Lineage: Eukaryota; Viridiplantae; Streptophyta; Magnoliopsida; Asparagales; Orchidaceae. The transcript has a single exon.
CCUCCUCCUACUCUCCUUCUACUCCAACCUCCCCUCCCUCCUCUCACCCAACUCAUCAAAAUUCUAUCAUGUCUUCGUUGUCAUCUUCUUCUUCUUCACCAUCUUCAUCUUCAUCUUCAUCUAUGAGUUUUCCCAUAGUGGUCAUUGCCAUUGUGGGAAUUCUCGGCACCGCUUCAUUCCUUCUCAUCUACUAUGUCUUUGUCAUCAAAUGUUGUCUUAACAUCCGUAUCUCAGAUCCUGACCGCAUUCUCCGCCGCCUCUCCCGUUCUCGCCGCCGCCUCCAUCGCCACUUCUCGUUCACCGCAGCGGUGCCUGUCGAACGCCGCCACGGGCUUGAUUGUUCUGCCAUCCGCGCCAUCCCGACCUUCCGAUAUUCUUCAUCCGCCGCCCCUCCGGCGGUAGAAUGCGCGGUAUGUCUGCUAGAAUUUCGUGAAGACGAACUGCUCCGCCGACUCCCCGGUUGCGCCCACGCCUUCCACAUCGACUGCAUCGACACGUGGCUCGAGUCGAAUGCGAGCUGUCCCCUUUGUCGCGCCGAGGUGACGAAGCCGGCGGAGGAGAGCGUGGUGAUUGAGAUCGGGGAGAAGUGGGUGGGGAAGGUGGGGAGCAUGGGGGAUGAGUGUGUGGACGUGAGGAGAGAGAAAGACGAGAGGUUUGUGGUUCAGCCAAUGCGAAGGUCAUUAUCCAUGGAUUCGUCCGGGGAUAGGAAGCUGCUGGAGGCGGUUCAGGAGGCGUUGAGGAGAAAUCCGGAGCUUUUGUUUAGAGAAGAAGGCAGUAGUAGUGGAGGAGGAGGAGGAGGAGGGAGGAGGCAGAGGUUGUUGAUUGCGUUCGGAGGGUGGCGGUCCGGUCGGAGUUCGAGGAGGGCGGUUCAGCCGGUCGAGAUGGGGGUUUGAAGAAUUGAAUAAAUUUUGCAGGAAUGUAAAUUUUUAAUUACUGGGGUUUGGUUUGUGAUUAAAAUGGUACUUUUGUGUAAUUUUUUUUGGGGAACUUUGAAAUUACUGGUUUUGAUGGACAUGUUUGUUAGAGAGUAGCAUUACGCGUUUUAAUAUAAUCUCAC